Molecule: messenger RNA, 1524 nt
Organism: Clupea harengus (Atlantic herring)
Lineage: Eukaryota; Metazoa; Chordata; Actinopteri; Clupeiformes; Clupeidae
Gene: pglyrp5
Product: peptidoglycan recognition protein 5
Exons: 4
Coding region: 406-993 (195 amino acids)
Biological process (GO): peptidoglycan catabolic process; innate immune response
Molecular function (GO): peptidoglycan binding; N-acetylmuramoyl-L-alanine amidase activity; zinc ion binding
Source: RefSeq, a predicted model, not a curated record
AUGUGAAAACAAAUGCUAGAUUUGAGUUGGGUUAACAUAUUUCAGAAAUUAAUCUGUAUAAGCAUCACCAGUGAGCCUGUUUAAAGAGUAAUACUUCCGUAUUAGUGUGUACAUGGGAGUGACCUGCGAAAACAUUCUAACAAUAGUGCUGUAGUCAGUUGUUGCUGUAUCAUCGUGCCAAGGCCAAAUAGCUUCCUCUUCUUGCGCAAAACUAAGUUUUCCGUCCCCGCGCGAUAACAUGGCGUGAGAAAGGAAAAUACACGGAGAAGUAAUCCCCAUCCGAGAAAGUCCUUGUUCCGUAGCCUGGCUGCCUCUGUGUCGCCCGUCGCAACGGUGCGACUUACAAAGCUUUGUAUAUAGUAACGAGAUGAUGGCCUACUGACCAUUGUAUUAAACACCUUUGGAAUGGUGAUUUUGCACGCAAUCAUGGACAAAAAUACAAGCGGACCUCAAUACAGUCGAAUGGAAAGCAAUACAGUUAAUAUAACUUAUCGGGUUGGCUGGGGAGCCGCAGACCCCCGGAGUAAAAAGCAAAUGAGUGAACCUGCUAAGAGGGUGGUUAUCCACCACACGGCGAUCCGGUCUGGUGCUACCCCACAGGACUGUAUACAGCAAGUAACCCGUAUACAGAAGAUGCACAUGAAGGACAGAGACUUCGAUGACAUCGGAUACAACUUUUUGGUCGGGCAAAAUGGGAUGCUAUAUGAGGGGCGCGGAUGGGGCAUCGUGGGAGCGCACACCAAGGGACAUAACCAGGAUUCAGUUGGCAUCGCUGUCAUGGGCAAUUUUAACAGUAACGAAUUUUUUUUUUAUGAUGACUUGCCCACCUCCGCAGCAUUGUCAUCUGUCAAACGGCUGUUACAGGACGGGGUGUCACGGGGCUGGCUGCACUCCAAUUAUACCAUCUUUGGGCACAGGGACUUGGCGAAUACCGAGUGCCCCGGAGAUAAACUUUACCCUGAAAUACAACGCCUCAGGUCGGAUAGGGACUAGGGCUACUGUUAUUCUCUGAUAUUUUUGGAAAUGUUCUGAUUGAGAAGAGAAAGUGAAGGAGAGUGGGGUGAAACAAUUGCUUUGUUCAGGGUUUCCCAUCUCACAACCAUGCACUGGAUGGACUUUUGCAACUUUGGUGACUCCGUAUGUGUGAACAUCUCAUGUUAAACAGAUAACAGUGGCCGUUAAAACUAUUUGUAUCUGUUACACGACAAUUUUAGGUACUGAAAUACUUACACUUUGCCUACGCAACCGAUGUAGGACAUCGUCUAAAAAAUCCUGCUCAUAAACUCUGAGAACCAACUCCUACCUCUACAGAGAGCACAUACUGAAACAAAUACCAGUGCUGUCGGUCACUUUGGGGGAAAAUAGAUAGGAUGGAAAUAAUUACAUGUACAUUUUUAUAAUGUUUAAUAUAUUCUGUCGAAAUGUUAGCUAAAUAUUCAGCACACUUCAUGAUUCGUAUGCUUAAAAUGUCCAUAUUCAUUCAUGCAAUAAGCUAAUAAAUGUUUUUGUGAAAUGAUUCUGAAA